Messenger RNA from Notolabrus celidotus (New Zealand spotty), 1785 nucleotides. RefSeq names its product serine and arginine rich splicing factor 9 (gene srsf9). Bases 320 to 1117 code for a protein of 265 amino acids. The transcript has 5 exons. The record is from RefSeq and is a predicted model, not a curated record. Gene Ontology annotation, molecular function: mRNA binding. Gene Ontology annotation, cellular component: nucleus; cytoplasm; ribonucleoprotein complex. Lineage: Eukaryota; Metazoa; Chordata; Actinopteri; Labriformes; Labridae.
CGGGUCUGCCGGAAAUAGAACGUAGAAGAAGACAAAGCUACUUGCUAAUGUAGCAAAGUGAUACGGAAGCACCAGAGUGUGCGACCUGCUUAGCAUUCUAUCUAUCAAGCACAUCUACUUUCUGGGAAGAUACUACAGUUGUUGGACAUUACCCUUUGCUUUUAAGCUUUCAGACUUUGAUCCAAAGUCCUCGGUUUUGGAUUGGAACUGGGAUUAGGACAAGGACCACAUCCACCACUAUUUGAGAAAGCAAGAGGCCACCUUACAGUCAGCAGGAGCCCCCCAAUUCUGAGUCAACGGUGCCACUCACUCCACCACCAUGUCCGAUGGUCGGAUCUAUGUGGGAAAUCUUCCCAUGGAUGUCCAAGAGAGGGACAUCGAGGAUCUCUUCUACAAAUAUGGAAAAAUCCGUGAUAUUGAAUUGAAGAACAAUAGAGGCACUAUCCCUUUUGCUUUUGUCCGGUUUGAAGACCCACGGGAUGCAGAUGACGCUGUCUAUGGAAGGAAUGGAUAUGGAUAUGGAGACUCCAAGCUGCGUGUAGAGUAUCCUCGAUCCUCUGGGGCUAAAUUUGGUGCUAUGGGAGGAGGAGGAAGAGGAGGUGGUGGUGGUGGAGGAGGAGGAGGAGGAGGAGAAGGAGGAGGAGGAGGUGGAGGAGGACCCAGGGGAAAGUUUGGACCCCCGACCCGGAGAUCCGAAUUCCGGGUCAUGGUGACUGGGUUACCACCGACUGGGAGUUGGCAGGAUCUGAAGGAUCACAUGCGUGAAGCAGGAGAUGUUUGUUUUGCAGAUGUGCUGCGAGAUGGAGAGGGCGUAGUGGAGUUUCUCCGUAGGGAGGACAUGGACUACGCAUUACGCAGACUGGAUCGGACAGAGUUCCACUCACACCAAGGUGAGACCGCUUACAUCCACGUCUUUGAGGAGAGAGGUAACCCGACCUGGACCCGCUCACGUUCCCGGUCCAGAUCGAGAGGCCGCUACUCACCUCCAUACCAUAACAGAGGCUCACCCCCUCCCCGCUACCAGUCACCGCCACGCCAUGCUAUGUCACGCCAUAGCCCACCGCCCAGGAGGCACCCUCCACAGCACCACAGCCCGCCACCCCGUCAUUACCGAUAGAGAAGCAAGUUGAUUUAAAAGGAAACGAGAAAACAAUUUGUAAUUCAUCUUUUUACUUUGUUUUAUUUUUUAAUCCCGGGCCUCCUCGUGCGAUUGUGUUUUUCUCUACAUACAUUCCAUGGUCAGGAUCACCUGAACACUCUGCUCCUCUCCACAGCCUUAAAUGUUUUUCUGUUCUUAAAUUACGUGUUACCUGAGAGCUGUCGCUAUUUUCUUUUUUGAUUUCCUUUAGCAAAGUUAACGUAUUCUGUCAUUGUGUAACAUAUUGGAGGUUUCUUUUAUAAAGAACACCUGGGUUUUGAUAUUAAACCUUGUCAGGAACCAGUAAACACAUGGGACGUGUCGAAAACAAAUGACUUUCUGCAGUGAUCAAGCAGAGGGUCUGCAUCUUUAAUUUGUUGUCUUUUUUUGUGUCGCAUUUCUAUAGCUUAAAGUAUGAAGAUCUCUGCCAAUGUAAGAACCUGUGAAGCUUAUCAAUAUCCUCCUGUGAUUCAACAUGUGUAGAAUUAGCCAGCCCUUUAGAGUAGUGACACUUAACUGUGAGCCGCACCGGCCGGAUGAUUUUUGUCAUUGUGUAACAUUGAUCAAGGUGGCCUGUUGGUUGAUUAUUUUUAUGCAUUGCUUAUUGGUUUUUUUCUUUUCCAAUAAAACACAACAUUUUAUUGUGA